Gossypium arboreum is the source of this 553-nucleotide messenger RNA. Its product is annotated as auxin-induced protein 15A-like. The record is from RefSeq and is a predicted model, not a curated record. The transcript has a single exon. Bases 73 to 354 code for a protein of 93 amino acids. Gene Ontology annotation, biological process: response to auxin. NCBI's taxonomy places the organism in Eukaryota, Viridiplantae, Streptophyta, Magnoliopsida, Malvales, Malvaceae.
AACUCAAAGUUUGUUUUCGAUACCUUAAAAACAUCGAAAUAAAAGCUUUUCGAUUUGCUUUCGAUAGAAAAAAUGAUGGGUUUUCGUCUGCCAAUGCGUAUCGUUAAUGCUAAGAGAAUUCUUCGAGCAUCGUCAACAGCGGAUGUUCCGAAAGGAUACUUUGCGGUGUAUGUAGGAGAAUGUCAAAAGAGAUUUGUGAUACCGGUGUCAUACUUGAACAAUCCUUUGUUUCAAGAGCUAUUGAGUUUGUCCGAAGAAGAGUUCGGUUACGACCAUCCGACCGGUGGUCUUAGAAUUCUUUGCGGCGAAGACGUUUUCGUUGAUCUUGCUUCUCGUUUGAACGGGAUUAACUAAAAUUUGGUCGAUGAAUACUGUUUCUUUUUGUUCUUUUUUUUUUUUUUUAAGCAAACACCAUUGCUAAAUUGUACACUAUUUUUUUUCACCUCACUUUUUUUUGCCUUGGGAGAAGGUUAACAAGUCUCUUGAGUGAGGAAAUAAGAGGUGGAUUUGUUGUAAUUUGCAACUAAUUAAUUCUUUCAAUUUCUUAAUAUAA